This is a messenger RNA of Lodderomyces margitis, 630 nucleotides long. RefSeq lists its product as uncharacterized. The record is from RefSeq and is a predicted model, not a curated record. The coding region runs from base 1 to 630 and encodes 209 amino acids. The transcript has a single exon. Lineage: Eukaryota; Fungi; Ascomycota; Pichiomycetes; Serinales; Debaryomycetaceae.
AUGACUGACAACAAUCAGCUCGUGAAACGAGGAAAGUUCAAAGCUUCCAAAGCCAGCCAGUUCAUGGUUAAGAUUCCAAGGAACAAUGAGCUUGACCUUGAUGUUUCCAACUCUGAUGAAAGUAUAGAUACCCCGUUGCUUGAACAAGAUCUGUCAGUUGGUGACAAUGGUGUCAACUGUAGAAACUCGUUACAGUUACACAUCAACUCGAUGUCCCUGAAUAAGAAAUUGGGGAUUACAGGCUAUACAAAGAGAGUCCGCGAAGUGGAGAUUACAAUGACUCAAAAUCACACCUCUUCGUUUGACAACUCGUGCCCUUUGGAAAACCCCUUUAUUGCUGGGGGGUCCGAGGUUGACGAGAAGCCUCCAGAUGUUAAACAAGCAAUCGAUCUUACUUCAAAUGUUACAUUUAUUAAAUGGUGCGAUGAAUUGAAUUCUAUACAAGAAGAAGAGCAGAGACUCAUUAAACAGCUCUUUGUUGAGAGGUAUAAGUUGUACAUGAGAUACGACUUGUUGAACAAGGUGUUGACCAAAUAUGCUAGUCAAUUGAGUGCCGAAAAUAACCAAUUAAGUGAAAAAUUUGAACACAUCAAGAAAACGUUUUCUGAUAUCCUUAGUCUCACCGUCUAA